UUUUCCACAAUUCCCUCCUGCUGUAUCUUCCUUCCACAGGCGAGUAUUCUUCGAGAAGUCAAUUCCACGGCCACAACACCAUCGCUCCACAUCUCAUCGCUCUUCCCAUUUCAAUCCCUCAACUGACAUCCAGCAAAGAGACUCCAAGUCCACCCCGCUUGCUCGGCCUUUGGUGUGAGCCAUGUCCAUCGACAAUCCCCCAGCCGCGCACGAUUCCCAGCGCAGGACAGAGGCCUUGGUCGAUACGGAGAAGGAGGUUGUGGGACACAAUGCCCAGGCUCUCAAUACUGGCAUCCCCUACCCAUCGGCUGUAGGCCCUUCCAUCGCUCCUCCUGUUCUUCCCAUCGGCAUCCCUCAAGAACAGCCGUCCGGGCCGACCCAGGCCAAACCUGCUCUCUCAGAAUACAGCGAGAAACCCUUACGGACGUCUACCAACUCGUCCGAUACGCUUCGUCAACCAGCUUUGGAGAAGUCAUCCACAAACGCCUCUGCCCCUACCAAAAAGUCCAAGUUUGCCCUUCUCAAGUCGAAAAAGAAGGACAAGAAGACGGACAAGAAGAAGGACGACGACGAAACCAAUGUUCUUCCUCCCGUCUCGUUUGUCGCCCUCUUCCGGUUCUCUACCUCGUUCGAGCGAGUCGGCAUGGUCUUCGGACUCUUUCUCGCUAUCUGCGCCGGUGCCGCACAACCCCUCAUGACCCUCAUCUUUGGUCGACUCACCACAUCGUUCACGAACUUUGCCGUCAUCGUACAAGGUAUCGAGGAUAACGGUGUUUCGGUCGAUGCUGCUGCGGCUCUCGAAGCUGCCAAGGCCGAUUUGAAGCUGAAUGCCGGGCACGAUGCACUUUAUCUUUUGGCCAUCGGUGUAGGCAUGUUUUUGGCUACUUGGGCGUACAUGUUCAUCUGGAACGUUACUGGAGAGCUCAGCUCUAAACGGUUGCGCGAAAAGUAUCUCGCCGCUGUCCUCCGACAAGAAGUACAUCCUCUUACUCCUCUUUUCUUUCCCCGCUGAUCUUUGCAGAUUGCCUACUUUGACGACCUCGGCGCCGGUGAAGUGGCCACUCGCAUCCAGACAGACUGCCACCUCGUCCAAGAAGGCACUUCUGAAAAGAUCGGUCUCGUCUUUCAAUACCUCGCUCAAUUCGUCACCGGUUUCGUCCUCGCCUUUGUCAAGUCCCCGCGUCUCGCCGGAGCGCUCUUCUCCAUUUUUCCGGUCAUCAUGAUGGUCGGCGGAAUCAUGAUGAAGGGCAUGUCCAAGUAUGGCACUGGGAGUCUGGAGUAUAUCGCAAAGGCAGGCAAUAUCGCGGAAGAGGUCAUUGGGAGUAUCAGGACUGUCCAUGCUUUUGGUAAAGAAAAGGUCUUGGGCGACAAGUUCAACCAUCAGAUUGAAUUGAGCCGGAAGAUGGGCAAGAAAGGGUCCAACUACGAAGGUAUCGGCUUGGGCAUCAUGUUUUUUGCCAUCUACGCGGCUUACGCGCUGGCCUUCUUCUAUGGUGGUGUGCUUGUCACGCAAGGCCGAGCCGACUCUGGAACAGUCAUCACCGUCUUCAUGUCCAUCCUCAUCGGUUCAUUCAGUAUGGCCAUGCUCGCUCCCGAGAUGGCAGCAGUCACCAAAGCUCGCGGUGCUGCCGCUAAACUGUACUCUACCGUCGACCGUGUGCCGCCUAUCGACUCGGCUAGCCCUGACGGCCUGACACCCGACUCUGUCAGGGGAGAGAUUGGUUUUGAGGGGGUCAAAUUCCAUUAUCCGUCUAGGCCGGGCGUGCCCAUCCUCAAAGGUUUUACAACUACGUUUGAGGCUGGAAAGACUUUUGCGCUGGUCGGUGCGUCAGGAAGCGGCAAAAGUACAGUCAUCUCCCUCAUCGAACGAUUCUACGACCCCAUCGCUGGUACCGUCAAGCUCGACGGCAUCGACAUCAAAAGGCUCAACCUCAAAUGGCUCCGCCAACAGAUCGGUCUCGUCUCCCAGGAACCCACCCUGUUUGGCACCACCGUCCGCGGCAACGUCGAACACGGUCUCAUCGGCUCCAAAUGGGAACACGCCUCCCCCGAAGAAAAGUUUGAGCUCGUCAAGAAAGCUUGUAUCGAUGCGAAUGCGCACGACUUUAUCAUGCGGCUUCCGGAGGGGUACGAGACGUCUGUAGGGGAGAGAGGAAUGUUGUUAUCGGGCGGGCAGAAGCAGAGGGUGGCGAUCGCUAGGGCGAUUGUAUCCGACCCGAGGAUCUUGUUGUUGGACGAGGCUACUUCGGCGUUGGAUACGCAGAGUGAGGGGAUUGUGCAGGAUGCCCUAGACAGGGCUUCUCGGGGGAGGACGACCAUUACCAUCGCUCAUCGCUUAUCUACAAUUCGAGAUGCCGAUAGGAUCUAUGUGAUGGGUGCCGGAGAGGUCCUCGAGGAAGGUUCUCACAACGAACUGUUGGCUACCGAAGGCAGUGUUUACGCCCAACUCGUCAACAACCAGAAACUCGCUCAAGAAGCAGCCGUCGAAGCUCUCACCCCUGGAGCAGAGCCCGUACAAGCCGAGAUUGAAGACGUCUUUGAGGACGAGAUCCCUCUCAAGCGGGCUGCGACUGGCAGGUCUUUGGCGAGUAUCGCCAUGGAUGGGGAACAGGCAAGGCGCAAGGCAGAGGCUGAAGAAGAUGACAAGCUGCCUUCGAGCUACAAGCUCUAUGCGAGGUUGCUCAAGAUCAACAAGGCUGAGAAGAGGACUUACUUUUAUGGCUUUUUGGGUGCUGUAUGCUCGGGGAUGGUUUAUCCUUCGUUGGCUAUCCUGUUCGGUAGAACUUUGGCCGAUUUCGAGAUUACAAACUUUGGAGAGCUGCGACAUGCUCUUGAUCGGAAAGCUUUGUAUUUCUUCAUCUCCGCCAUCUGUUCCGCACUGGUCAUGUUCCUGCAAGCUUCCGGAUUCUCGCGUACUGGAUGGGAUUUGAACGCGACCUUGAGGCAGAAGCUGUUCCAUGCCGUUCUGAGACAUGAUAUCAGAUGGUUCGAUGAAGAGGAGAACUCUACUGGCGCUGUGACGUCCAACCUUGCCGACCAACCUCAAAAGGUCCAGGGUCUCUUUGGUCCCACACUUGGUACGAUAGUGCAAUCUUGUACGACCUUGAUUGGCGGUUGCAUCAUCGGACUCUGCUACGGCCCUCUCCUCGCUCUGAUUGGUAUCGCCUGUGUCCCGCUGCUCGUAUCUGGCGGUUGGCUUCGACUCAAGGUUGUCGUUCUCAAGGAUCAACGCAUGAAGAAGCUACACGCUGCCAGUGCUCAUCUCGCUAGCGAGGCUGCCGGCGCAGUAAGGACUGUGGCGAGCCUUACGAGGGAAGAUGAUGUGGGGAGGAUUUACUCGAAUGCUUUGGUGGAGCCCAUGAAGGUCAACUUCAAGACGUCCAUCUACAGUCAAGCGUUCUAUGCGGCAAGUCAAGGUAUGACCUUCUUGAUUAUCGCUUUGGUCUUUUACAUCGGCGCCCUCUGGAUCAUCUCCGGGAGAUACAACACUUCCACAUUCUACACUGUCCUGAACUCUAUCGUCUUUGCGGCCAUACAAGCCGGCAACGUCUUUUCCUUUGUCCCCGACGCCUCCAAAGCCAACUCGUCUGCUGCCUCCAUCUUCCGCACCAUCGAUGACCGACCUUCUAUCGAUUCUGACUCGACCAAUGGCCAGUCACUCGGAGAGGGAGAGGUGGACGGUCAUGUCAGGAUUGAAGGUGUGCACUUCAGGUACCCGACAAGGCCCGGAGUGAGAGUGUUGAGGGAUCUGAGUAUCGAUGUGCCCGCUGGGAGCUACAUUGCGCUUGUUGGGCCAUCUGGCUGCGGUAAAUCUACUACCAUUCAGAUGUUGGAACGCUUCUACGACCCCCUGGUCGGACGAGUCACUUUGGACGGAGUAGAUAUCAAGGACAUCAACGUUUCCAGUUACCGAAGUCAUAUCGCACUCGUUUCGCAAGAGCCGACCUUGUACGCUGGUACUGUUCGUUUCAACAUUCUGCUAGGUGCCAACAAGCCUAUGGAACAAGUCACUCAAGAAGAGAUCGACGCUGCCUGCCGAGAUGCCAACAUCUAUGACUUUAUCAUGUCGCUCCCUGACGGUUUCGACACUGAAGUCGGCGGCAAGGGCUCUCAACUUUCCGGUGGACAAAAGCAACGUAUUGCUAUCGCCCGUGCCCUCAUACGCAACCCCAAAGUGCUCCUCCUCGACGAAGCCACCUCUGCCCUGGAUAGUCAGUCAGAGAAAGUGGUACAGGAAGCGCUGGACAAAGCUGCAAAGGGAAGGACGACGAUUGCCAUUGCGCAUAGACUGUCGAGUAUUCAGCAUUCAGAUCAGAUCUACUACUUUUCGGAGGGGAAGGUGGAGGAGCGGGGGACACAUCAGGAGCUCUUGGCUCUCAGAGGUGGAUACUACGAGUUGGUGCAGAUGCAGAAUCUGAGUAGGCAAUAGAGUAGUACAAGAUCUUUUGUUUGUUGGUGUUCUCCGAGUUCUAUCUUCUCUUCUCAUCUUCCCUUCUCAUCUUGUUUUAUUGGGACCCCGCUUGUGUAUGAGCGACAUGGAUAAUUAAUCAUGUACGGUAUAUAUAUAUAAAUUUACAUUGCGCACAAGCCCCCGGCCGAAGAAGCGAUUCCAUAAAGAAGGUCAGAGUGCAACGGUAAACAAACAGCCAAGAGACACCGAGUCUUGACACCUCGACAAGUCAACACGCUAGCUACAGUGCGGGAUCGGAAAUGAAUAUGGGCAUUGUCGCGUCGGUCGUCAGGUUGGCUGGGCCCUGGGCGGCCCGGGCAGCCCUGCUUGCUGCUCGCUGUGGGCUGUGGGCAAUCUGCGUCCGCCAGUACGCAGACAUGUUUGCAGCUCGUUUAUCGAGCUCUCUCCCGUGUUAUGAGGUGUAAAAGUAUUAGAGCGUUGGUGAGCCGGAGACCCGUAGUGCCGGGAAGGUGAUUUGGAGCAAUUAGCAAGAAAAAAGUGACGUGUGAAACGGGCCACGACGCGUUUCUUCAGGAACGCUAGCCCGUGAGGCGCCAAAUGGCUGGCUUCGAGAGCUUUGAGAAGGCAAAAGAGCAGC
Cryptococcus amylolentus CBS 6039 is the source of this 5048-nucleotide messenger RNA. RefSeq lists its product as hypothetical. The transcript has 17 exons. Gene Ontology annotation, cellular component: membrane. Lineage: Eukaryota; Fungi; Basidiomycota; Tremellomycetes; Tremellales; Cryptococcaceae. The coding region runs from base 1220 to 4429 and encodes 1069 amino acids. Gene Ontology annotation, biological process: transmembrane transport. Gene Ontology annotation, molecular function: ATP binding; ABC-type transporter activity; ATP hydrolysis activity. The record is from RefSeq and is a predicted model, not a curated record.